GUUUGGGAACCUCUGAUCUGUUUCAGACUUCCAGCUCGGGCUCGACGCGUCACGUCGGACGGGCUCUCAAGUCGAUAAACUUUGUAACUCAGUAAAAAUAAGCGCUCCCCUCAGACUGUAGGAAGGUGAUGCUGGGGGUAGCUGGGAUGACGGGCAGCAUUGCGAAUGCCCUGGUCAGCGCAGUCUGUGAGAGGUGCAAAAGUGGCUUUGCUCCAACUGAGAAGAUCGUCAACAGUAAUGGAGAGCUGUACCACGAGCAGUGCUUUGUUUGUGCCCAGUGUUUUCAGCAUUUUCCAGAAGGACUCUUUUACGAGUUUGAAGGCCGAAAAUACUGUGAACAUGACUUCCAGAUGCUCUUUGCACCUUGCUGCCACCAGUGUGGGGAGUUUAUCAUUGGUCGUGUCAUUAAGGCUAUGAACAAUAGUUGGCACCCUGACUGCUUCUGCUGCGACAUCUGUCAGGCAGUGCUUGCAGAUGUGGGAUUUGUCAAAAACGCUGGCAGGCACUUGUGUCGCCCGUGCCAUAAUCGGGAGAAGGCUCGGGGCCUAGGCAAGUAUAUCUGCCAGAAGUGCCAUGCUAUCAUUGAAGAGCAGCCGCUGAUCUUUAAGAACGAUCCAUAUCACCCCGACCACUUCAACUGUAACAACUGCGGAAAAGAAUUGACUGCUGAUGCAAGAGAACUGAAGGGGGAGCUCUUCUGUUUGCCCUGCCAUGAUAAGAUGGGUGUGCCAAUCUGUGGUGCCUGCAGGAGACCCAUCGAGGGACGGGUGGUCAACGCUAUGGGCAAGCAGUGGCAUGUGGAGCAUUUUGUGUGUGCCAAAUGUGAGAAACCUUUCCUCGGUCACCGCCACUAUGAGAGAAAAGGUUUGGCUUACUGCGAGACUCAUUACAAUCAGCUCUUUGGGGACGUGUGCUAUCACUGCAACCGUGUGAUUGAAGGCGAUGUUGUGUCUGCUCUCAACAAAGCCUGGUGUGUCAGUUGUUUCUCCUGCUCCACCUGCAACACCAAACUCACUCUCAAGAACAAGUUUGUAGAGUUUGACAUGAAGCCUGUUUGUAAAAAGUGUUACGAGAAGUUUCCUCUUGAGCUCAAGAAAAGGCUGAAGAAGCUGGCGGAGUCAUUGGGACGGAAGUGAGCCGCUGCCCGAUGGUCACCUGAAACGACUCCUGCUGUAGUAAAACAUCCAGGGAAUCAGUGGAUCUAGAUUAAUACCUGUAUGUAUAAUGUAAGCAGAGGGAUCCCUUAUGUUUGGUUAAAAACUAAACAAAUCUAUUUAGAAACUAACAAAAAACCCACUAUCCAACAAGACAAGAUUUAUUAUUUAAUAUACAUUUAUGCAGAUGUAUGUAAUUAUAUCCCAUGUCAGUAUUUUUAAAUACAGUUGUUAUAAUUACGUGUUUUGAUUGUACAUUCCUAAAUCCUGUUAUUUUUGUUUGUGGAGUGUUUAUUCUCCCUUUCACCAUAUUUGUUAGCAAUUAUAUGUGCCUGCCAGAUAAUUCAACAUAAUUCUUAAUUACACCCGUGCCUUAAAAAAUGACAACUGUUUAAAGGUGGUUGAUGCUGUAAUGCAAUUUGCUGCUUCACUCAGUCUAGCUAUGCCUCAUUGUUCGUCUUUAACUUAUCUAUAUCUGUAUGGUCUAAUCAAACAGUUGUAUUUUUCAGAAAACAAGUUUUUGAGUCUUCAAAGUUUUGUGUAAUAUUAUCAUAAAUGAAUAUAUAGUAUAUAUGAAAUUAACGGAUGUUAAAAACUCGUGCCUCUGAUAUGGGAGAAGAUAUGACGAAGGUGCUACUAUAUUCAUAUAACCACGAGUCUUGCCUUAUAUGUCCCAAUCUAUUAAUGUAUGCUUUCUGAGUGUAUGAUUAUGUACUCAUAUUGUAACUGCAAAUGCCUGGGGUUGUUAGAUACGUCAGGUGUAAUUCACAUUUUAAGCUUUCAGAGGAAAACAGUCAAAAGAAAAGAUGGAUUUAUUUUCUUGCUUUUAGUUUAACUGCAUGGAUGUGAAAAUUUCACUAAUCUUCACAUUGCUUUGGCUGUUUGGAAACACGUGUUUUGAAAUGAUGGCCACACAUAAUAGGGUUUGUUGGAAUAAGCAUUUCACUUUUGAACACUUUGUGUUUACAUUUCAUUUGUGAGUUUGUAUUUUAUUAGCAUGAAAUGAAGAAUUACAGCUUAGUGCAUUUCAUGUACAGUGUUGAGCUGACUUCAAGAUCAAUAAAGAAUCCCGAACACAA
Molecule: messenger RNA, 2233 nt
Organism: Girardinichthys multiradiatus
Lineage: Eukaryota; Metazoa; Chordata; Actinopteri; Cyprinodontiformes; Goodeidae
Gene: lims1
Product: LIM and senescent cell antigen-like domains 1
Exons: 10
Coding region: 129-1136 (335 amino acids)
Biological process (GO): cell-cell junction organization; positive regulation of integrin-mediated signaling pathway; cell-cell adhesion
Cellular component (GO): focal adhesion; cytoplasm; cell-cell junction
Source: RefSeq, a predicted model, not a curated record